This is a messenger RNA of Pistacia vera, 3180 nucleotides long. RefSeq lists its product as uncharacterized. The record is from RefSeq and is a predicted model, not a curated record. Lineage: Eukaryota; Viridiplantae; Streptophyta; Magnoliopsida; Sapindales; Anacardiaceae. Gene Ontology annotation, molecular function: RNA binding. Gene Ontology annotation, cellular component: nucleus. Bases 303 to 2495 code for a protein of 730 amino acids. The transcript is spliced from 7 exons.
AACACAGAAAUACUAACCCCCCACCCACCACCCCUAUCACUAAGUACCCACAUCUGACAUCCCUUAUGCAACAAUCACCUCCUCCUUCAUAAUCGGUACCAGCGCAGCUCCCUCCACAGUUUACUGCAAUUGCCGCCGCACCCGCUUCUUUUUCCCCACCCACUUUCAGAAAUAGAAUCUAUUCUUAGAACAAACAGAGUAUCCCAUUCACAUAGGUGAGUAAUUUUGAUUAUUAUUGCUUGAAAGUUGAAACUUGUUACUUACCAAAAAAAAAGUUGAAACUUGUCGAGGGAAACAGAACAAUGGAACCCAAAGAAGAUAAAACGAGAAUAUACGUGGGAGGAUUGGGAGAGAAGGUGACGAGCGAUGACCUGAUGAAGAUUUUCUCUUCUUUGGGAGAUGUGAAGACAGUGGACAUCGUCAGAACCAAAGGCCGCAGCUUUGGAUACGUCGACUUUUUCCCUUCCUCUGAUAAAUCGCUUUCAAAGCUCUUCAGCACGUAUAAUGGUUGUGUGUGGAAGGGAGGGAGACUGAGGCUGGAGAAGGCUAAAGAGCACUAUCUUGCUCGGUUGAAUCGGGAGUGGGCUGAAGAUGCUCAACUUGCGAGUACUCCGCCCACUGAAUGUGGUGAUGGUGAUAAAGAUACGGCAUCUUUAGAGAAGACCGAAAAAGUUGUUGAUUCACCAAAGAAUCUACACAUUUUCUUCCCCAGAUUGAGAAAAGUGAAAGCACUGCCAUUUAGUGGCACGGGCAAGCACAAAUACAGUUUUCAACGUGUUGAAGCUCCUCCUUUACCAAUGUAUUUUUGUGAUUGCGAAGAACAUUUUGUUCCUUCUUGUACUGCAAAAGGGAAAGAAAUGCAAAAUCACACUGCAAAAGAGGAAGAAAUGCAUGGUCUGGCAGCAGAGAGUGGUGGAGUGAAUGAGGAAGAGCUUAAUAUAAUGAAUUCGGUGAUGAAAAAGCUCUUUGAGAGGGAAAAUGUCUCUAAGUCUGCAUCUCACGAGACUGGCCCUGCUGAUGAUGGUCAUGAUUCCAUCAAAUUGAUUAAGGAUCUGCAAUUUAGUGAGAAUGAAAAAGAUGAAGAUGACAUUGUAAUUAAUGUGGUGUCUAGGGGAAACAACAAAAUGGCUUUGUCACGGUGCCAGGAAAAAUCGACUACCUUGCCAAUAAAUCAGAAAUCUACAUUCAGGGAAACAAGAAAUUCUAAAGGUAGACUGGCUCAGAGUGAGCCUGAAUCACAGAAAAAUCCGAAGAAGAGGAAAUCUCUUUUCAGUGAAGAAAGCACCAGAGAUGAAUUUGUUUCUGCUAAUCCUGGAGUUGACAUGAAUUUGCAAACACCUUUGGGAGCUCAAGGUGCUGGAACCAAAUCAGGUGUCAAGCAAUCAACUACCGACUGUUCAUGGUCCCAAAAAUUAUCCUGGAGAGCACUUGUUGGAGGCAAGGAUAGUAGUGUAUUUAAUGUCUCCAAUAUACUGCCAGUUGUUGCUUCUACCAAGGAAGCAGACAAUGCUGUCGAAUCAAUUGAGGAUCUGCAGUUUGAUGAGAAUGAAACAGGUGAAGAUGAUCUCAUAAUUAAUGAGGUGUCAAAGAGAAACAACAGAAAGAAGUUGCCAGGAAACCAGGAACAGGGUGCAAAGUCAACAGUGAUUCAGAAAUCAACAUCCAAUGAAAUACAAACAGCUGAAGAUACAAGAGUUCAGAGUGUACACCAGGCCCAGAAUAAGAGUACUCCACCUCGUAAAAAGAAGAAGAAAUCGCUCAACAGAGAAGAAAGUGAUGGAAAUGAGUUCGUGUUUACUAUCCCAGAAUGCAGUGGCACUCUGCAAAAGCAUACAAAUGGGUCAAGUAAUCCUUCAAGAGCUGAACCAACUGAACCAGAAUCAAGUGUCAAACAAUCAAUUCCCAAUCCUUCCGAGUCACAAAAAUCAUCAUGUGGAGAACUUGUUGGAGAAAAGGACAAAGUUUAUGGAGGUUUUGAUGGUCGACCUUCUGAAACCAAUGGAUCUACAAGUAAAUCAGGCAGAGGUUCUUCAUGGUUUCAGAAAUCCCCAUGGACACAAUUGGUUACUGAGAAUAACAAUUCUUUCAGCAUCACACAAAUUGCUCCUGGUAUUACAUUUAAAAAUCAUGAACUAACCAAACCCCAGGGGGUUCCAAAUACAGUAAAAAAAGAUGACAACAAGGGCAGCAAUUUAGUAAAAGAAGAUAAAAGUGAAUCUUCUAGAGGUGGCUCAACUACAGUGAACAACAGAAAAGAAGGGGGCGUUGCGUCAAAUCUUCCAGAAAAGAACCAGCAGACUGUGGUUGGCAACAUUGAAGCUUCUGCCUCAAUAGUUGAGUAUAACAACGAUUCAGUACAAAAGCAAAUGCCUAAUGAAGAUGUUAGCAUUGGUGAAACUUGCUCGUUCAUGAGAAGUGCUGCUUCGCUAAAAGAAUGGGCAAAAACUAAAGCAGCUCUAAGUGGAUCGCACAAGAGAAAAAGCAAUGAAAAGUAGAUGUUUGCAGCACUUGAACGGAGAAGGUUUGAGAAACAAAUUUUAUUAGCGUAGGUGAAGAAAAACAAAUUUUGACACCAAAACCCGGCAUUGUCAAGUACCAGGUAUCAGUAAUGCAUUCCCUCGAACAAAAGAUGAUUUAAACACUGGCUGAAAUCAUUUGCCAAAUGUGCAAAUGAUCUCUACUAGCCAACUGUAGAGACAUAGUAAGAUUGUGAAAUAGAGAACAAAAGGAGAAUAUUUGUAUCUGGUUUUGGCCUGGUGCAUCAAUUUCAGGAAGUAGCAUGAAAUCAACUUCAACUCAGAAAAAACCAAGGAAGGAAAUUCAAAAGGCAGACUGCCUUCCAAGGGGGUACAUAAUAUUUACAAGCAUUUGACAUUCAGAGAUGAUACACAUGCUUCAGUAAUCACAGCAACUUCUGGGAGGUAACUAUUCUUCCCGUGGCCGUUUCUGAUUUCUUGAUGGUUGAUAUUCAUUAGCGGCCGAGGUCUUAUGCUUUGGUAGAGAUGAACUCUCAGUAUUUGACUCCACUUGGUCUGCUGAGGUACCAGGAAAGGAACAUGGGAUUGACUGUUCAGCUUCUGUCAUUGAAUUGAUGCAUGAAAAUAAACCAUUGAUGGGGAAUAAGCUGCUGCCAGCUUUCUCUUGUUCUUCCAUAAUCUUUCUCAAUUGCUCACCUUGCUU